GACAGGAAACCCUGUGCAGGCGGUGGCGCCGCCAUCUUGGACGAUCCUGAGGAGAACCGUGAGGGAGCCGCCUCGCCGCGGGGCCGAGCCCGCCGACCGUCCCCGGCCCGUCCCGGUGCCCGCCAUCUUCCCCUUGCCGCCUCACGCCCCCUUCGGAAAGCUGCCCAGCCCCCAGCAACCCCUCAGUGCCACAAUGGCAACUGCACCGUACAACUACUCUUACAUCUUCAAGUACAUUAUUAUUGGGGACAUGGGAGUUGGGAAGUCCUGCUUACUUCAUCAAUUUACAGAAAAAAAAUUUAUGGCUGAUUGCCCUCACACAAUUGGUGUCGAAUUUGGUACAAGAAUAAUUGAAGUUAGUGGACAGAAAAUCAAGCUGCAGAUUUGGGAUACAGCAGGACAGGAGCGAUUUAGGGCUGUUACGCGAAGCUACUACAGAGGAGCAGCAGGAGCACUCAUGGUCUACGAUAUUACUAGAAGAAGCACAUAUAACCAUUUAAGCAGUUGGCUGACAGAUGCAAGGAACCUCACCAAUCCAAAUACUGUGAUAAUUCUCAUAGGAAAUAAAGCAGAUUUGGAAGCACAGAGGGACGUAACAUAUGAAGAAGCCAAACAGUUUGCUGAAGAAAAUGGUUUAUUGUUCCUUGAAGCAAGUGCAAAAACGGGAGAGAAUGUGGAGGAUGCCUUCCUGGAGGCCGCCAAGAAGAUCUACCAGAAUAUCCAAGACGGGAGUCUGGAUCUGAAUGCCGCAGAGUCUGGGGUGCAACACAAACCUUCAGCUCCGCAGGGAGGACGCCUGACGAGCGAACCCCAACCGCAGAGAGAAGGCUGCGGCUGCUAGUGACCCCUCUGCCGUAGCCCCGAUUCUGACCUUUCACCUGUCGGAAGCAGUAUUUUUUUGCUGCCCCAUUGUCUUCUGUACACCUUACUGGGUUUCAUUAAAAAAAAAAAAAAAAAAAAAACUCCGCUGAGAAAACAGUUUAACACAAAUACUAAACUGCUAAACAACUUUAGACGGAAUCAGGUUAUCAGAGGCAAGUAGAGUAAUCUCUCCUGCAUGGUAAAUCUCUAGAAGUUUUUUUUUUUUCCUUCCUUGAUUGUCCUUGUGAUAGAUGUCACCAAUACAUGAUUUAAACUGAGCACUGAUGCCGGACUCAUGAUUUUUACACUUUUUUUUGGCAGGGCUUCGUCUCCCUUGUACGGUUUAAUUUGAUGGGCUCUUUAAGCCUUUGUCCCCAUCUAUAACCUCUAAGUAUGUUCAUUGUAACGGAUCAAUUUAUUUGCUGUGAAAUAACUUCUGACGGUAGAAAGGGGGUUCUGUAACUGUAUUUUUUAUUUUUUUGUUGAAGUUCCCUGGCGUGUGGGGUUUUCUUGCUGCAGGGGUAUUCAUCUACUUCUGUCUUAGCCUGUCACAGGGAGAAAAAAAAAAUCUGUUUCCCUUUUUUUUUUUUUCCUUGUGCUCAAGAACUUUACCUUUUUGGGCCAUUUUAUCUUUUACAUUUGUUAAUGGAACGUAAAUAUGUAUAAAAUUGAAGGAAUCGAACUAACAUACUUUCUGUGUAUAUGAUUUUAAUGAAGAAAAUAAAUCGAUUACUGGCAUUAGAGCAGUAUAUAAGGAAAUAUCAGUUUGUACAGGAUGACGUAUCUGUGACCAUGUUAGGCCCAUUUAACACAAGGAAAUGGAAAAUAACUGCAGUUCACUCAGUUAUAUUGGCUUUACUCCUUAGAGCUUCUGUCUUGGGAGCAUCCAUUUGCUGGCAGGGGACAUUAUUCUGGGGAAGAACAUCCCGAUGUAAAAAGAUUAACACUAGCAGCAUUUAAUGAUAAUAUCCUUGUUCCAUCUUUGCACUGUGGUAUAUCUGCUGUCCUAUUAACCCUGUACUUGUGCAAUCAACUGUGCUAACCUGCUUUUCUCUUUCGUAGACACUUUUGCAUUACCGGGCUGCAUUUCCUGCCUUACUGUAUAGAAGAAAAAAGGCUGGGUUUAUUGCACAUUUUAAGCUUUUAUACCUUUAUCUUUUGGAACGGUGGUCAGCUUCUGAAUUGGACAGCCGGAUUAGACGGUCUGUCGUGAAAGGAUUUUUAACUAGUGUUUGUGCAUUUUUAACGCUACAGUGAAAUUAAAAGCCAUUCUCCUCCUUCAGUUAGCACUUUCUGGGGCUAAUAUGUCAUGUUGGCAUAAGUCGUUUUGUAAAAGGGGAAAGCAUUUCAAUAGUGUUCAAAUGCACAUGCAGACGUGAUAAAGUGAACUUGUUUACUGUAUACUAGCUGGUUUGACCGUUCAGAGCAGACUGUGCAUUUCAGAAGAUAAGGGGAUUAUUACCAUGCCAGUCUUGACUUGGAAUACUCUCACCUAUUUCAUUUCUGUGGAUGAAUAGCAUUUAUUCAUGGCCAGAAGGGUGAGGAGCAAGGUGUUGCUUUCAGGAUGAUCAAAUAACCCGAAGCAUAGAAGAAUAACGCACGUAGUCCGGCUGCAGUGUUGAAAAUUCAGAACGGUUUUUUAAACUUCUGUUUACGGGCGCUAAAUGAAAUCCUCUAUCUUUCAGAGUUGUAAGCAGAGAGCGGUACCAGAGUAUAGUCGAUGUUAAAUUAAAAGCCAAAACUGGAAUGUGCAGACACCAGGAUCUGGGUAACUCGUGCACUGUCCCUCGUUUUUUGCCUGGUUAAUUUUUAUUUUAAACAAGAUUCCUGAAGGAGAUUGGUAUAUACUGUUAAAGGAUUAUAGUUGAUCCUGCAUUUUGCUGAAACUUGCACCCCAAGGAGCUUUGCCCAGGGACCAUGUUCUGCUGGUAUAUAUAUAUGUAUAAAAAAAAAACCCCAUUGAGAUACACGGUAGAAAUCACGAUGCAGAGAUUACAGCUGGUUGAAGGUGCAAUACCCUAAUUCCCCAAGUUACAGUGGGCCUUCCGGUUUCUGUGACAGAAGGAUUUGUUUGGACUGCUGUACUCUCCAUUUGAUGUAACUAAAUGCUAUUACUCUAAAUAUUUGUAAAUAAAGUACCUGUAUCUAGAUUAAAUUAUAAUCAGUCGCAUUAUUUUCUGAGCUGACAGGAUUUAGAUCCCAGAGUCAACGUGUUUGCUUGCCGUAGACGUUUUCAGUAGCAUAAAAAAAGGAUAGGACACUUAUUUAUUGUGUAAAGCAACUGUAAUGUGGCGUCUACCGGGAUCACUCCAAGCGGUCCCCUGGUUUUACCCUUUGAAUAGAUCAUACAGUCCUUUUUCAGUGGCAGUUUUGACUUUCUCAUCUCACUUCGGUGUAACAUGAGCACACCGGGCCGGUGGAAUUCUUGGGCUGUUUUUUAACAGAAGGGGCCAAAUUCUGCUUUUGCCUGCAUGUUUGGUUUCCCUAGGAUGAGUUGGAAUAUUCAGAGGCGGAUGGAGUGGAUUUAGUAAUUUCCCUUGCUAGUUUGAUUUCCUGGCACCAACCAGUAAAAACUCAGUUGCAGAGGGAGGUAAAUAUUGCGAUCGCAACUUGCGGGUUCACACUUCAUUAACCUGCCUUUUACUAGGUUGCAGGCUGUUUACUACAGAGGAGGCCCCCGGUCUGUAACUGGUGCUCAGAAUUUAUUUAUGCUGUUAGAUUACAUUCCGGUACAAUGUUCAAGUAAUUUUCAUUGUACAAUAAAGUAAGUACGUGUUCAAUG
Molecule: messenger RNA, 3643 nt
Organism: Tachyglossus aculeatus (Australian echidna)
Lineage: Eukaryota; Metazoa; Chordata; Mammalia; Monotremata; Tachyglossidae
Gene: RAB14
Product: RAB14, member RAS oncogene family
Exons: 8
Coding region: 194-841 (215 amino acids)
Biological process (GO): defense response to bacterium; Golgi to endosome transport; endocytic recycling
Cellular component (GO): trans-Golgi network; Golgi apparatus; phagocytic vesicle
Molecular function (GO): GTPase activity; GTP binding
Source: RefSeq, a predicted model, not a curated record